Molecule: messenger RNA, 521 nt
Organism: Magallana angulata
Lineage: Eukaryota; Metazoa; Mollusca; Bivalvia; Ostreida; Ostreidae
Exons: 2
Coding region: 13-360 (115 amino acids)
Source: RefSeq, a predicted model, not a curated record
UGUUGUACAGCUAUGCCCACUGCAAAGGAAAGCAUCUGCUGCCAAGAAGUACAACAGAUCGAUGCCAAGAGGGGAUCAUUUCAUCAGUUGACCUGUAUUACUCGGCACCCACGGUUUGGACCAGUUUGUCUGGACGAAUAUGUACUCGAGACUGCGUACUACCAGUACAGAUCCCAGUAUGGAGAAUUAAGAACAACCACAGAAGAAAGAAAUAGGUACACAGCCUAUCGCCAGCUUGUUCGGUGUUGUUGGGGCUAUUUAGGAAGAAACGUCCGUGUUCCCCUACCUUCAUGUGCAGUGACCAAGAUUAGACAGACUUUUCAGUCCAACCAGUACAGAAGGUUCCAAGACCCAGAAUAAGUAAGUUUGUUAAAAAAAAAAUAAACAUGCAACAUAAUACAAAUGUUCAAACAAAACAAAAAUAAACAUAAUAAAUAAAUUAGUAAUAACAAAGAAAGCAUCAGUUACAUAAAAAUUUGAGUACAGUAAGUAAACAGAUUAUAUGCAUCCAGGAACGGGAC